Molecule: messenger RNA, 1591 nt
Organism: Arachis duranensis
Lineage: Eukaryota; Viridiplantae; Streptophyta; Magnoliopsida; Fabales; Fabaceae
Product: hydroxymethylglutaryl-CoA synthase
Biological process (GO): acetyl-CoA metabolic process
Molecular function (GO): hydroxymethylglutaryl-CoA synthase activity
Source: RefSeq, a predicted model, not a curated record
GGAAAUAUACUAUUGGACUUGGGCAAGAUUGCAUGGUUUUUUGUACUGAAGUAGAAGAUGUCAUUUCAAUGAGUUUGACGGUAGUUUCUUCUCUUCUUGAGAAGUAUCAAAUCGAUCCUAAAAGCAUUGGUCGUUUGGAAGUUGGUAGUGAAACUGUGAUAGACAAAAGCAAAUCCAUCAAGACAUUCCUCAUGCAGAUCUUUGAGAAACAUGGAAACACUGAUAUUGAGGGUGUUGAUUCAACUAAUGCUUGCUAUGGAGGAACUGCUGCUUUGUUCAAUUGUGUCAACUGGGUGGAGAGCAGCUCAUGGGAUGGACGCUAUGGAUUGGUCGUUUGCACCGACAGUGCUGUCUAUGCUGAAGGACCUGCUCGGCCUACUGGUGGAGCUGCUGCUAUUGCCAUGCUAAUCGGUCCUGAUGCUCCCAUUGCUUUCGAAAGCAAAUUGAGGGCAAGUCAUAUGUCACAUGUGUAUGAUUUUUACAAGCCUAAUCUUGCAAGUGAAUAUCCGGUAGUUGAUGGGAAACUUUCUCAAACAUGUUAUCUUAUGGCUCUUGAUUCUUGCUAUAAUCAGCUCAGCAAAAAACACGAGAAUCUUGAGGGAAAACAAUUUUCUAUUUCUAAUGCUGAUUAUUUUGUAUUUCACUCUCCCUAUAAUAAGCUUGUACAGAAAAGUUUUGCUCGUUUGGUAUUCAACGACAUCUUGAAGAAUCCCAGCUUGAUGGGUGAAACGGCUAAAGAAAGGCUUGCACCAUUUGUAACACUAUCUAGUGAAGAAAGCUAUCAAAGUCGGGAUCUAGAGAAGGUAUCCCAGCAGGUUGCGAAACCUCUGUAUGAUGAAAAGGUGCAACCAAGCACUUUGAUACCGAAACAAAUUGGCAACACAUACACUGCAUCGCUCUAUGCAGCCUUUAUUUCGCUUCUUCACAACAAAAAUAGCACACUGGCCAGUAAGAGGGUGAUAUUAUUCUCAUAUGGAAGUGGCUUGACUUCUACAAUGUUCUCUUUACAAAUAAAUGAAGGUCAACAUCCAUUUAGCUUGUCAAACAUUGCUAAAGUGUUGGACAUUGCUGCAAAACUGAAGUCAAGGCAUGAGUUCCCUCCAGCUAAAUUUGUCGAAACUUUGAAGUUAAUGGAGCAUAGGUAUGGUGGCAAAGAGUUUGUAACAAGUAAGGACAUUAGCCUUCUAUCUCCUGGAACUUACUAUCUCACUGAAGUAGACUCCAUGUAUCGAAGAUUCUACGAACAGAAAUUUAGUAAAACUGCAGAAUAUGGUGCGGUUGCCAAUGGUCACUGAUGUUAUCAAUCAUAUAGAAGACAAAACAAUGUUGAAUGCCUGCAAAAUUGGGAAUCGCUUAACAUUUAGAAUUUGUGUCCUUAGUUUGCAUUAAUUUUUGUAUGGCAUUACCUAGUGCUAAUCUUGUUUGUUCAAAUAUGUUUUACCAUGUGUUUACUUUAGAAUCCGAAUAAUUUCACAGGAGAAGGAUCAUGAGCAGUUAAAAAAUUCAACUGCACAGGUUCCAUGUUGUGUUUGUUCAACUUUGUAAUUUUAUACUUUAUAUUUGCUUAAAAUGAGACAUAUGCUACUCUGAA